UUGCAGGGAUACGUUUUGGUUGGCCCAAGUUAGGUUGAGUAGGACCUAGGCCUGGGCCUGGGCCUAGGAAAACCUAGCUUGAGCCUACUCUUUCUAAAUUUGCUCAUCAUGGAUGAGGAAGGGAAUGAGGAGGAUGAGGGCAUUCAAAUCUUCAUUGAAACUCUCACUGGGACAAAAUAUCAUCUUCAGGUCUCUCGCUUAGAGACUGUUAUUUCCCUUAAGGCACGAAUACAGAAGUAUGAAGGGGUUCCAAUCAUCCAUCAGCACUUGGUAUUUCAAGGAAAUGAGUUGGACAAUGAAGCACAGUUGGGUGACAGUUUGCUGUAUGAUGGGGCCACGUUACGCCUUGUUAUAUCCAUGAGGGGAGGACCUAUCAACAUGCGUCGUGUCAGCUCCUCAGACUCCACUUUGUUGGAUGUCAAGGAAUUCAUGGAAGCCAAUCAGGAGGAAAUCUGGGAACACCUUCCUUCAGGAGAGCCAGUGACUCUCCUCAUGUAUCGUGAUGGAGAUCAGGUGAACUUGUACCGUGUGAUUGAAACCACUGAUGGCCACUUCUCACCUCUGUCACAGUCUUGGAAUGGCCAUGCCAUCAGGAACCUGUUUUGGGAAGAUGAAGAAGAAAAUCGGCAGCGCUCAAUGGAAAAUCGAAUUACCCAGAGCAAGAUGGAGCAACUUAACCCAACGCUCAGUACUGUGAGCGAGAUCAGAGGCUUGUCCUUUAAUGUCCUCAAUGAUCAUGAGGGCCGAGAAGUCCUGGACAUCCUUAACCGACAUCGAUACCUGUCUGCAAAGAUGUCCCGUGUGCAUACUGCACAGAAAAAAGCUGCUUCCUUGAAACCUCCAGAGACCGAAAAGAAAAACGAACGAUCUCUACUUGAGGAAAUGCAGGGACUCACAUUAGAUGACAGUGGGCAUUGCCAGCAUCGCCUGCAUGCAAGUCAGGGGGUUCAGCUGAAUCGCUUCAGUCCAUUACCACCCCUGGUGCCCCUGCAACGGAGGACAUCUGAUCGGCCCAGGUGCACUCGGUGUCGAAAGAAGCUUACCCUUACAACCAUUUUCAGUUGCCAUUGUGGAAAGUCAUUCUGCGCCAUUCAUCGCUAUGCUGAGGCUCAUGGAUGUUCAUUUGACUACAAGUCUGAGGGGAGGAAAGUCCUUGAAAAGGGCAAUCCUCUGAUAACAGCUCCUAAGUUGCCCAAAAUAUGA
This is a messenger RNA of Darwinula stevensoni, 1203 nucleotides long. Lineage: Eukaryota; Metazoa; Arthropoda; Ostracoda; Podocopida; Darwinulidae. The record is from the annotation of a GenBank genome assembly.